GCGCACGCAAGCGAGCAGUUGCCGAAUCACAAAUGCGGAUCUCAAGAACAUAAUGCACACAGGAUAGGUAUUAGCUCGAGUGUUGUCUGUUUACGUACGUAAUGUCUAUCCCUCUCUUUUUAAAUGUCAUUUUGGUAAUCGCCGGCGUUGUCAUGGUGAGAAGUGAAAGGCAUGAUAUUUAUGGGAAGGAGCAGGGGGGCAUUUAAGGCAGCUGCGACGGUCGGACAGAGCUGCGUCCUCUUCCCGCCGUGUAGCUUCUCGUCAUGUGUGAAGAUUGCAAAGGAGACGAAGAGCUGCUAGGCGCGUGCACUGAGGACAGGAGAGACAUUAUGGGCGCGUCGGUGGAAGUUCUGGAUGAAGACGCGUCGUCGCUGCGGGCGAUGGCAUCUGCGCCUCUGUCAGGCAGCGCUGUGUGCGCGAGCUGCAACGAGGAAAUUGUGGAUAAAUAUUUAUUAAAGGUUAACGACUUGUGCUGGCAUGUGCGUUGUCUCUCCUGCAGCGUGUGCCAGACUUCACUUGGCAGCCACGCGAGCUGUUACAUCAAAGAAAAAGAAGUUUUCUGUAAACUGGAUUACUUUAGAAGAUACGGCACGUGGUGCGCGUGCUGCGGCCGGACCAUCCACUCCACGGACUGGGUCCGCCGGGCCAAGGGCAACGUCUACCACCUGGCCUGCUUCGCCUGCUUCUCCUGCAAGAGACAGCUGUCCACCGGGGAGGAGUUCGCUCUGGUGGAGGAGAAGGUGCUCUGCAGGGUCCACUACGACUGCAUGCUGGACAACCUCAAGCGGGCCGCGGAGAAAGGAAACAGUGUUAACAUGGACGGGGCUGUACCCACUGAACAGGAGAUCAACCAGCCAAAACCCUCCAAGAGAGCUCGGACCAGCUUCACUGCCGACCAGCUGCAGGUGAUGCAGGCCCAGUUUGCUCAGGACAACAAUCCAGACGCCCAAACGCUGCAGAAACUGGCGGAGCAGACGGGCCUCAGUCGAAGAGUCAUACAGGUCUGGUUCCAGAACUGCAGAGCGCGCCACAAGAAGCACGUGAGCCCCAACCACACUUCCAGCAACCCCCUGACCUCCCUGCAGUCCAGCCGCCUCUCGCAGCCCACCCCGACCCCCGAGGAGCUGCAGUACACAGCGUACGGAGGCCCGGAGGGAUCAAUGCUCUCUGCACUACACUCCUUCAUAGACAUACACUCCCCUCCAUCCAUGUUUCAACCGCUGCUGCCAGCCCACGCCAUGACCUCCCUGCCUGUGUCUCACGCCUGAGCGCCGCCCCCCCACACACACACACACACACACAAAUCAACCAGCGGUCGUCCUUAGCAGCAGCAGUAUUCAGAUCUCCACAUUUCCUUUACUUCAACUGUCAGUAAUUCAUUAAAUGUUGACAUUCUUUGAAAACACUAAAUUCACGGUAGAUCAUAUAACGGAGGACUAUUAUUUGUUCUGUAUAAUGUGGAAUUGGAAAGGUUUUAUUGUACCUCAUUGGAUUGUGACAUAUAACAUUAUAGAUUUAUAUUUGUUUGUGUAGUUGAUGACAGUUUGACCGUGCUCCUCU
This is a messenger RNA of Perca flavescens (yellow perch), 1560 nucleotides long. RefSeq names its product LIM/homeobox protein Lhx8. Gene Ontology annotation, biological process: neuron differentiation; forebrain neuron development; regulation of transcription by RNA polymerase II. The record is from RefSeq and is a predicted model, not a curated record. The transcript has 8 exons. Bases 264 to 1268 code for a protein of 334 amino acids. NCBI's taxonomy places the organism in Eukaryota, Metazoa, Chordata, Actinopteri, Perciformes, Percidae. Gene Ontology annotation, molecular function: RNA polymerase II transcription regulatory region sequence-specific DNA binding; DNA-binding transcription factor activity, RNA polymerase II-specific. Gene Ontology annotation, cellular component: nucleus.